GCGCUCCCUCUUCUGCUCUGCAUUUCUAUCACAGAGCGACUUUCUGAGCGCUGAAGUGCCGGUUCCAGUUGAGUCAUGCUUUAGGUCUCUUAGUUCAGUAAUAGUUGUGUUCUUAUAGAUGAGUUUUUCAGGUCCUUGUGCUGCACAUAAAACAUCAUCAGAUUAUUCUGCUGGCUAUUUUCUUGAACUUUGCUUGGCACACAUUAGUUUUUUUAUGUUAUCUGUGAAGAUAUGCAGCAUGGAAUUCAAUAUAAUAUAACUAUAAAAUAAUAUAAUAUAAGAUAACUUGUUUAAAAUAUUAUAAAAACUGACGUUCUUUGAUGCUUGUUCCUGGUUUGCAGAAAAGUUGAUUAGUAGUAGAUUAAAGCAGAUGGCACGACACACUUUAAUGAGUCUUCAUCUUCGUCCAUUAUCUGAAUUAGAUACGGUCAAAUAACAUAUUGACGUAUUUCCAACAGUGUUCAACUCCACCUGCAGCUUGAGGAGAAUGAUACUGAUCUUAAGAAACAGAUGUGUGGCAAAAUGUCAGGUCAUGUAAAUGGUGCGCUCGCUGUAUUUUUUAAUCAAGGAGUAAUCGUUAACCAUUUAAAACAGAGAUGCACAAACCAGUUGGCCAAUGAUGACCUUUGAUUUGGCCUGCCAUGCCAAAUCACGAGAGCAAAGCGAUCAUCUGGUUGCUCUGACGGCCCUUCAACUCAACAAUGCACACUCUGGAUUGACGCACACGGUCACAAAGUGGCGAAGAACAAAGUGACAUCGCCGCGGCUGCUUGUUCAGGACGCAUCACCUUAAUUUCCCUGAUUGGCAGAUUGUGACGGAAUCCAAGCGCUCUUGAAUAAUUUACAUCUCUGAGGUGAAGCGUUUCUCCACUGUGCACCUGUUGUGAGCUCUUCAGGAAUUCUCUCUUACACAUCGGUCGCUCGGGGACAAACAGGGGUCCUGAAGUUCUGAGAGGAGAUGUGAGGCUCAGUGAAACGCAACACUGCGCGCAUGUGUCGUGUAUUAAUCCUCUUACUGCAGCAGAUGCUCGUCUGUCAAUCAACCUGACGCGGCUGCGCGCGCUCGAACUUGACUUGAGAGCGCGAGAGAAAGAACACAGCAGGUGCGUGAGGGAUCCGCGCCGUCGUUUAGCGAUGCAGGAAUGGUAAAUAAAGCCGUUUAUUGAACAAAGGAUGUCUUGACCGGCCACAGGCUUGUUUUGAACCACUAAAGUUGCACUUGUUUACCGGACAACGCAAUGCCGUCGCAGGACGAGGCUGAGGCGCUAAAUGAAGACGACAGUCCGCCUCCGGUUCCACCGCGAGCGGCUCCUCAGCGACACUCACCGGCGUCCGCCGCCGUACCUGAGCGCCGGGUCAAGUGUGUACUGGUCGGGGACGCGGCGGUGGGUAAAACGAGCCUGAUCAUCAGCUACACCACUAACGGAUAUCCGGCAGAACACAUUCCCACCGCCUUUGACAACUUCACAGCUAGGGUUGUGGUGGAUGGAAGACCAGUUCAACUUCAACUGUGUGACAUGGCAGGACAGGAUGAGUUUGAGCGCCUCCGUCCACUCUGUUACCGUGAAGCUGAUGUCUUCCUGCUCUGCUACAGCGUGGUUCUUCCAUCCUCCUUCAGGAGCGUCACGGCCCGCUGGGCCCCCGAGGUUCAUCGCCUCUGUCCGGGCGUUCCCAUCAUCCUCGUGGGCACCCAGAGCGACCUGCGAGAGGACGUCCAGGUGCUGAUCCGACUCGCGGACGGCCAGGAGAAACCAGUGAGCGGAGACGACGCCCACCUGUGCGCCCGGAGCAUCGGCGCCGCCACAUUUGCUGAAUGCUCAGCGCUGACGCAGAAGAACCUGAAGGAAGUGUUCGACGGCGCCAUCCUGGCCAGCAUGCGGCACACGGAGGAGGCGGCGUGGCCGAGGAUGCUUACGCUGAGAGAAAAAACUCCAGAUAAAAUCAAGCAGCUCUCAGAAACAUGGUGGAGGAAACUGAGCUGCGUCCAGAGCUUUGACCUUCACUGACGGAGGAUCCAGUUAUGCCACACUGGUCGGUCUGAGUUGCCUUCCGCUCACAAUAUAAACAAACCCUCUUAAAGUCAAGUCCAGAUGAAAUGGGAUUUACAGACACAUUUUACUGUGGUGCAUUUCCAAAUUAAACCGCAUAUUCAGCGAGCAACAAUGUAGGACGGGAUGUGACUUUACUGUGAAAAGUAGCUGUUUUAUGUCAAGUUUACAACAACAAACAUUUUUUUGUUUGGAAUAAUGUGAAGUGAAUUGUGCACAAUACUGAAAACGUGCAUUAGGAAAGUAAAUAGGGUCAGUUUUGAUUCAUGUUUACUUCUAGACAUUUUAGAUAUGACAAAAUGAUCAUUUUCAUUAGAAGCUAAUGUAAAAACUUGAAAGUACGUGACAGAUCAACUGAUAAAUAAUUGCAAGGACUUUUUUUUUUUUGUAAAAGCCCUUGUCGUAAGAGUAGGGAAAAGAUGAGGAUACCAUUUGUAGCCAUAUGUGAAUUUAUAUAUUAUUAUUAUAGAUAGUUUGGAGUAUGCUUUUUUUCUUUAAAGAAGUUAAUUUCUAAAGGAUCAUGUGACACUGCUAAAAUAAAUUAAGUUUUUCAUCACAAAAAAAAUUACAUUCUGCAAUAUAUUCAAAUAGAAAAGUUAUUUUAAAAUGUAAAUAUAUUAAAAAAAUUAUUUUUCUGUCUUAAUUGGACCUCCUUUAGCGUCACCUGUUACGUGUUGUAUACACCGGUGACCCAGAAUCGUUUGUGUCGUUUGGCCCAGUACCCUGCACUCAUAGCAGUGGAUUAGCUGAUCCUGUGAACAGACUGAAGAUCAAGACUGAAGGAGUCGGAUUUGAUAUCUGCGUUACACCUGUUGUACUCCUGUAUAGUCUGAUAUUUUGUUUACCACUUCAUUUCAACUAUUUACUUCAUUUUAUACUCAUGAUAAGUCAUAUAAAGGAACUGAAAUGAAAGUGUUACAGUGUUUUCGUUUCAUACAUUUAAAGUAGAUUUGCGUCAACGAAAAUGAACUCUUGUUCAGACAGCCGUCAAAGGUCCGUAUGGCCCUAAAGCCUUUAAUCAGAUCCGAUUCAUUUACAUCAUUGUGUUACGCUUUUCCCUCUGCAAUCUGGGACUCUCACAGCAGACGUAAUUACCGCCAUCACAGAAUGACAAUUACCUGCACAAUGACACUUACUGUAGGCUACAGGCUCUGAGUGGAUCUGAAUGGACUGAAAUAACACAAAACCCUUUAAUAGCAGCGUUUACAGCCUCUAAUAUCUGACUCGCAGGUGCCGGCUGAAGCUUGUACAGUAAUGAGAUUCAUACGUGCAAAUAUACUGUUUUAAGCCACCUAAGUUUGGUGAGGUUUAAACACCUGAGCUUCUUCUCAGUGUGUCAAUCUGUAUCGAGAACAUGAAGAACUGAAAAAUUCAUAUUGAUUAACUACAAACAUGAAUUGCAAAAUCCAUGGAAGUUGAAGUAUUUUACAUUUUUAUGCAUUUAGCGUCUUUAUCGGUUCAUGCACUGAAUUAAAACCCAUAAGCGUGGCUUUGCUAGCAACAUGUUUUAAUAUUUGAGCUACAGAAAUGUAUGCAUGCAUUUACUUAAGAAAAAAAAAAAAAUGAUACAAAGUUUUAAAAUGAGGAAAUUGUAUUUGUUUGUUUUUUUCAUAUGAACUUUCAGAACAUUUUCAGUUUUGAUGUAAUGAUUUAUUUGGUGUCAUUACCAAAGUGCUCAGUAUUUGAGGACUUAAAUUCAGAAAUAGUGAUUUAUUUGAAUUCAAAGUGAAUUUACUGCAGCGAGGUGGGCAGAUCGGCUCCCGUGCCGCAGCUGAUCCUGUAAUGGGUCGAGACAGAAGCCACCUGUGGGAAUUAGGCGGGCAGAUGGCGACUGGUUUUCCCCUCACAGGAUCUCUUGACCUCAACCCCCACCUGCUGCAGGAAUAACACCAGUACAACAGGCCUUGAGAGCUGAACCUGGGUGAUUUUAUCAGUCUGACUCACUGAAACAGAUCAUUCAGUUCAGCUGGUGUUCUGAGGCGAUGACAAUCCUAAAGAGUGACUUACUUUUUUUUUGUUUUUCCAAAAACAUGACUGCAAACAAUAUUUCCUACUCAGCGUAUUUUAAUACACUGUUACUGUCAAUAGUAUUCAAUAUAAGGCUUUAAUUGUCUCUCUAGUAGUAGUGCACUUCACCUGUAGAGGACACUAUUGAGUUACGUCCUGAACAUCAGGUGAACACAAGAGGUCAAGGUCGUCCAAACUGAAGCAUCUUCUGUGCGGGUGCUGCUGGGAUGGCAUUAAUGCUUUCACUGCCAUGUGGCUAUUGGCAGGGAUGUUUUAAGUCACAAUGAAUGUCUGAAUGCCAUUGAAAUCAAU
Onychostoma macrolepis is the source of this 4366-nucleotide messenger RNA. RefSeq names its product rho-related GTP-binding protein RhoU. NCBI's taxonomy places the organism in Eukaryota, Metazoa, Chordata, Actinopteri, Cypriniformes, Cyprinidae. Bases 1238 to 2005 code for a protein of 255 amino acids. Gene Ontology annotation, biological process: small GTPase-mediated signal transduction. The record is from RefSeq and is a predicted model, not a curated record. The transcript is spliced from 6 exons. Gene Ontology annotation, molecular function: GTP binding; GTPase activity.